This is a messenger RNA of Trifolium pratense (red clover), 856 nucleotides long. RefSeq names its product two-on-two hemoglobin-3. The record is from RefSeq and is a predicted model, not a curated record. The coding region runs from base 247 to 753 and encodes 168 amino acids. Lineage: Eukaryota; Viridiplantae; Streptophyta; Magnoliopsida; Fabales; Fabaceae. Gene Ontology annotation, molecular function: oxygen carrier activity; oxygen binding; heme binding. Gene Ontology annotation, biological process: oxygen transport. The transcript is spliced from 4 exons.
GAGGGUCAACAACACUAUUACUACUACCUGUUUAAGCAAAACAGAAUAAGCGAUUCAGCGCCCACAGUUUGGUGAUUUUUGAAUCGAAUCGAAUCGAAUCUGUCUUGUUUCCACACACAACUCAACUCAAAUAAAUUAACACCGUGCAAUCCACGCGAACGCCACAACCCCUAUAAAACUCUUUCAUCAUCACUUACUAACACAUUUCAUCGCCGUUUUAUUCAAAAGCUCUUGUCGUUUUUCAAAAUGCAGUCUCUACAACAAAAAGCUUCAGAAUGGAGCGGAGUUCCAACAGACGAAGCUUUCUCCAUCGAUGAAACAAAUCUCUUCCAGAAACUCGGUCUUCAAACCUUCAUUAACCUCUCCACCAAUUUCUACACCAGGGUUUAUGAUGACGAAGAAGAAUGGUUUCGUUCCAUAUUUGCGAAUUCUAAGAAAGAAGAAGCUAUUCAAAAUCAGUAUGAGUUUUUCGUGCAAAGAAUGGGAGGUCCUCCUCUUUUUUCUCAGAGAAGAGGACAUCCUGCUCUAAUUGGUCGACAUCGACCAUUUCCUGUCACGCAUCAAGCUGCAGAGAGGUGGUUACAUCACAUGCAACAAGCAUUGGACACUACUCCAGAUAUAGAUGACGACUCAAAGAUCAAAAUGAUGAAGUUCUUUAGGCACACGGCAUACUUUUUGGUGGCUGGUGAUGAGCUAAAGAAUCCAACCCAACAAAUACCAUGCAAGCAUGCAGCUGGAAAAGAUAGUUCAUGAUUCAUGAAACUUUGCAUCAAUUUUCUUUUAUUUUUUAACUUAUAAUCCUCGACACACAAUUUGUAAAACUUUCAAUCAAAAAGUGAUUUGAAUUUCUUGCGUC